Molecule: messenger RNA, 1075 nt
Organism: Leptonychotes weddellii (Weddell seal)
Lineage: Eukaryota; Metazoa; Chordata; Mammalia; Carnivora; Phocidae
Source: RefSeq, a predicted model, not a curated record
GGAACUUCAAAGGUCUCUGCAAGCAAAUCGAUCACUUCCCAGAGGAUGCAGAUUACGAAGCUGACACAGCAGAAUACUUCCUCCGGGCCGUGAGAGCCUCGAGCAUUUUCCCGAUCCUGAGUGUGAUUCUGCUCUUCAUGGGUGGACUCUGCAUCGCAGCCAGCGAGUUCUACAAGACUCGACACAACAUCAUCCUGAGUGCCGGCAUCUUCUUCGUGUCUGCAGGUCUGAGUAACAUCAUUGGCAUCAUAGUGUACAUAUCUGCCAAUGCUGGAGACCCCUCCAAGAGCGACUCCAAAAAGAAUAGUUACUCGUACGGCUGGUCCUUCUACUUCGGGGCCCUGUCCUUCAUCAUCGCCGAGAUGGUCGGGGUGCUGGCCGUGCACAUGUUUAUCGACCGGCACAAACAGCUGCGGGCCACGGCCCGCGCCACGGACUACCUCCAGGCCUCGGCCAUCACCCGCAUCCCCAGCUAUCGCUACCGUUACCAGCGCCGCAGCCGCUCCAGCUCCCGCUCCACCGAGCCCUCACACUCCAGGGACGCCUCCCCCGUGGGCAUCAAGGGCUUCAACACCCUGCCGUCCACGGAGAUCUCCAUGUACACCCUCAGCAGGGACCCCCUGAAGGCCGCCACCACGCCCACCGCCACCUACAACUCCGACAGGGAUAACAGCUUCCUCCAAGUCCACAACUGUAUCCAGAAGGAGAACAAAGACUCUCUCCACUCCAACACAGCCAACCGCCGGACCACCCCCGUAUGAAGCCCGCGGGGGGCCUGGCGGCGCCGCAGGAGAGCCGCGCAGCCCCCCCCCUCGCGUGGGCCCCCCCCCCGAGGAGGGGGGGAGGAGGGGGCGGGAACCCAACCAUCCACUGGGGCGGGGACCUUCCAAAAGCAAAAAAAAAAACAAAAAAACAAAAAAAGAGAAAAACGUAACAAGCAAAUUUAAAAAAAAAGAACAAAAUAUAAGAGGAACAAAGAAGCAAAACGACAGGAAAUGUGACAAAAAAAAUAUUAACCGAGGGAAAGAAAAACAAACUUAAAAAUAAAAAAAGCGAGCGAGGUUAAAAAAUUAAA